AUGCGCUUUGCAGCCACGUACUACAAGGACAUUGACAUGGCGGCGUGCCAUCGAUAUGUGGAGGCGUGCUACGAGGCCAUGCGCAGCAUGUAUUUGGACGAGCCGCUCGUGGCACUGGCUCUGAAGGCCUCGGCGCUGUUGGGCGACACGCGCGAGCGCAUCUUUGGCGACUGCAUUUACGACCACAAGGUGCACAAUUCGUUCACCAAUACGUUUGUGGGCCACGACAUGCCCGCGCUGCCACCGGGCGCGACGCACGUGGCCGUCGGUUUUGUCGACCUCUCGUGGCUUGCUUCCGUCUCGUUGACAUCGCCAGCUCUCAAGACGCCGGCGCGAUGGGUCGGUCUUGAAGCGUCUGUGUUUUGCACGGCCAAGACGCUGGUUAUCCGAGCCAUGCUGCAGCGCCGUGCUUCUGUCGACAGCGCGCUCCAAGUGUGGUACUCGUCGUGCUGGACGCACGCCACGCUGACGGCCUUUGAAGAAGGCGUGGUCGCUGCCACGCUAGCGGCUCGCAAGGCGUCGAUGCCACCGCCCGUGCUCGAUGUGCUCGUCCAUUGGCAGCGCCACGUGCCGAGCAUCAAAAUGGCGCGCGACGAGUGGAGCCGGAAGAUUGCCGCGCGGGCGUUGUGUGCCGCCGCAAGCUUUGCCUCGCGCGACGACCGCGCCAGUGCGCUCGACUAUAUGCUCACGGGCCAACUGCUCGGUGCAGACGUUGGCAGCGUCACGAUGAGCAGUCUUCCGCCGUCGCUGCGAUCGUCCCGCGCGUGGAUCGAGUCGGUCUUUCACGCCGUGGACAUGGAAGCUGUCUUGCGGCUUCACGUGGCCUCGCGGACACGAGGCCGGUCGCUCAUGGAUGCGUGCGCCGACUACCUCCGUGGACGUAUUGCGCGGCUGCAGGACCGCCUUGUCCGCGGCCAUGUCGUGGUUGAGAUUUUGCCGCCGAUGGCGCUGCGGGCCAGCAACGUGCUCGUCACGCACUUUCUGCGGACACUGGCUCCCCACUCGAUCCACAACGAUGUAUCGCGAAACCCCACGCACCACUCGGGCUACUUGAUAAACUGGCCACGCUUGACGAAAGGCGCGAUGGCGAUGGACAACCCAAAGGACGCGGCGCUGCAACAACUCGUCGACGCCACGCGGGCCGAUGUCGCCCGCCUGUAUGCGUCGAGCCCGGGCUACGCGUGCUUGGGGCCAGUCAACCACGACAUCAUGCCGUCGAUGUUUCUCGCGCACGGCCUCGCCAAGCGCUAUGCGUCCAAGUGCGUCGACCAGUUUGCAAUGUAUGGCGCGCACGUGCUGCAGCAUCGCAUGCGCCCGUACAACGUGGCAGCGUACUCGAACGUCAGUCUCUUUUUCGAAUGGCAGUUUGACCACGAAUGA
Molecule: messenger RNA, 1380 nt
Organism: Saprolegnia parasitica CBS 223.65
Lineage: Eukaryota; Oomycota; Saprolegniomycetes; Saprolegniales; Saprolegniaceae
Exons: 3
Coding region: 1-1380 (459 amino acids)
Source: RefSeq, a predicted model, not a curated record